UGCUCUCCAUGCUCACAAGAUAAAAAUAUAUGUACUUUUUUCGUCUCCCCCCUCCCACUCAACCUCUCCACCACCCAAAAAGAGUCACCGACUUUGGCGAAGCACGGCAAUUGCUUGCCUUGCCUUUCCUUGACUGUCCCAAUCAAACUCGGUAGUCAAUAAAACCUGCCCAAAAUCCCCCCGUGCGGGUAAGACGGCCGGCUCAACCGGGACGCAACUCCGACAAAGACACACCGAGUUAUGACAUAACCCACCCCCACCCCCCCCCCAAAUAACUUCCAACUUUUCUUGAAACUUCUAGUACUGUACCAUCCCUCUUCGCUUGCUGCCCAAAAACAACCCCUCCAGCUUAUGUAACUCUACCUCAAAUGCAUAACCAUCACAUCCGGCCCCUCCACAAUCCCCCUCACCACCUCGGCCGUCCUCGCCAUCGUCGCCCCGUCCACAACCCUAUGAUCCGCGCUCCAGCUAAAGUUGCAAAUCUCCUUCUUGACCACCCGGUCAUUCUCCCCAAAAGCAGGCACGGUCCUCAUCCUCCCAAUCCCCAGAAUUGCCACCUCCUUCUCCACCACCACCGGACUGAGGGAGGGUUUGGAUGUGGCAGGGUCGAUGUCGACGCGGGAGUUGAGGAUAGGGUAUUUGUAUAG
Messenger RNA from Podospora bellae-mahoneyi, 647 nucleotides. RefSeq lists its product as uncharacterized. Lineage: Eukaryota; Fungi; Ascomycota; Sordariomycetes; Sordariales; Podosporaceae. The record is from RefSeq and is a predicted model, not a curated record. Bases 369 to 647 code for a protein of 92 amino acids. The transcript has 3 exons.